Brassica oleracea var. oleracea is the source of this 2218-nucleotide messenger RNA. RefSeq lists its product as uncharacterized. The record is from RefSeq and is a predicted model, not a curated record. NCBI's taxonomy places the organism in Eukaryota, Viridiplantae, Streptophyta, Magnoliopsida, Brassicales, Brassicaceae. The coding region runs from base 238 to 2007 and encodes 589 amino acids. The transcript is spliced from 2 exons.
UGAGUAUAUUUUAUGUAUUUAAUAUAAUCAUAUAUUUAAUUUAACCAUGGUCCAAGCGGCGAUGCGAAAGGCGAUCUAGUGUUCUAGGGUUUCGAUGAUUCAAAGGUAUUGGGAUCCUGGGAUUAGAGAGGAGGAGAGGUUAACGGGUCGAUUUGAAUCGGAGAUUCGAUUUGGAGAUGGGAUUCUCCAAGGUCGGAAGGCUGAAGAUGGAAACUCGAGAUUUUCUUUUGAUUUUGGAUGGGUUGGUUUGAUCGAGGUUACGAUGAAGAUGGAGAUUUGGAUUUGGCGAAAACUAAGGAUUACGAGGAUCGGGAUUUUGAUUUUAAUUUCGAUCAUCAUCAAGACGAAAUUGAAUCAAGAAGAAAACAGUCAACUUUUGAGCAAUGUGGGGGAGGUGAAGAACGGAGAAGGAACUCGCAGAAGAUUUCAGUGCCCCAUUUCGAUAAUUCAGCUCUCAUCAAGACUUUUUCCAAAACUCUUAUUGGAAGAUGUAUGAAUCCGGAGGAGCAGGAGAUGAAGGCUCUGAUCUCGAAUCUCCCGAAGAUAUGGAAAUUUGAGGAGAGGGUUGUUGGCUCGGAUUUGGGUUUUGAGAAGUUCCAGUUUGACUUCGAAAAGGAGGAGGACAUGGAGGGGGUUCUUAAGCUUCAACCUAUUCAUUUUGAUUACUGGAUGUUGUCCUUGGCGCGGUGGCAACCUAACAAGUCCUUGCUCUACCCGUCGGAGAUAACAUUUUGGGUUAGAGUCAUAGGAGUCCCGUGGGAGUUCAAAACGGAACCCACUUUUGAGAGCAUUGGUGACGCCAUAGGAAGGACAGUGGCUGUAGAUUUGGAUCACUCUCGCGUGCAAGUGGUGGUUGAUGCUUUUAAUGAGCUGUGUUUUGAAACCACGGUAGACUUCACUGGUGGGGAGUUUUAUGAUGGAGAGGAAGCUCCGGUAUCGCUGCUGUAUGAGAAGCUGUUUGGAUAUUGUCAAGUGUGUGGUAGUCUGUGCCAUAAAGAUGAAGUCUGUCCCUUAGAUGUGAAGAACAUCAAGAAGAGCCCAGAAAAGAAACGAGAAGGAAGAGAAGGUAAUGGUGCUUGGUACGAUGGAGGGAAGUAUGAUGAUCGCGCAAGGAGUUAUAAAGGUGUAGUCAUUAAUGGAAACGCGAAUCAACAGAAUAAAGAAAGAGAAGGCCGGGAGUAUUAUGGCAAAAGUAAGGGCAAGAUGGGGGAGGAAACAUAUUCUAAAUGGAUGAAGGUGUCAGAGAGAGGAAGUAAGAGAGCCUACACUAACCGUGGAACUUAUAGAGGAGAUGGGGAAGCUUCUCGGCACAGACCUGCGAGGAGAGAGGACUCAAGGCCUGGCGCUAAGAGUGGACAAAUUCGACCCUCUUCAGGACAGACUAGGGAGCAACAGCCUCAACAAGAUGCUCGUGAGGAAGUUCGAGAGGAGGUUGAGAUCAGGUCCGCUGAGGAGUCUCGCGCAAUGCCACCUUCUCAAGCGUUUCAAGUGGAACUGGCCAAAUCUCAGGCUGAGGGAACGACAGUCAUCUCGGAUCCUAUUGAUGUGGACCAAGGGUUGGCAGCGGUACAUGGUAUGCAGGAGGAUCAUGUGGACUUAGAAGAUGAGGAUGUAAUGGACAUGGAUGAGAUUAAGGCUCAUCUACUUGAGAAUGAGAUAGAUAUGGAUGCAAAGGAUUUUUUAGAGAAGCUAGAAGAGGAGGAAACUAAGGAAGUGGGCAAGAAACAGAAAGAGGAGAACAAUGCUCAAGAGACAGACGAGGUGGUGUUUGUGGAAGAAGAGCAAGGCACGCUUGGUGGAGAUGCGGUGAAGAAACCAGGAUUACGUAAGAGUCUAUUCAAGCCGUCGACCGGUACUGCGGGAAGUACUAAAAUGAGAGCGUUCAAUGCGCUUGCGUCACCACGUAAGCGAGCUGCAGAGAGGCCAGGAACACGACACGGAGAUACCACCAAUCAAGCAGAGAGUAAGGGUGCUUCAAACCCGAAACUUGGAAAUCAGAGGAUCUGAUUUAUGGUUAGAGUCUUUUCUCAAGGUUUUUCAAGCAGGCAGGGCCUGUCUUAUGAUUUAGGUUGUUUUCUGGUUUUAAUAAGCUCUAUGAGCACUUGCAUUUUUUCUGUUUCUAAGAGUUGUAAGCGUCUGGUCUUACUGCGGUUUUAUGGUGGCUGUUAAGGGAUUUCUUUGAGGAAAAGCAAUGGAAUAAUAAAACAGUCUUGUGUUA